AGUAGCGGCACGGUCUAGCUGGCUGGCUUUUCCUAGCUGAGCAAGCGCAGCCGAACCCAACCCACAGCUCUUCCAGGCGGGAAGGCUCCCCCCGACUCUGUAACCCCCAGCCGCACCCCGCUCGGCCCGCGGGCAUCUGCUGCGUGUCCCACCCGGGGCGCCCGCGCAGCCUCGAUGUUCCAGCUGCCCAUUUUGAAUUUCAGCCCCCAGCAAGUAGCCGGGGUAUGUGAGACCCUGGAGGAAAGCGGCGACGUGGAGCGCCUAGGUCGCUUCCUAUGGUCGCUGCCCGUGGCCCCAGCAGCUUGUGAAGCCCUUAACAAGAAUGAGUCGGUGCUGCGAGCGAGAGCCAUCGUGGCUUUCCACGGUGGCAACUACCGCGAGCUUUAUCAUAUCCUGGAAAAUCAUAAGUUUACUAAGGAAUCGCACGCCAAGCUGCAGGCGCUGUGGCUCGAAGCGCAUUACCAGGAGGCAGAGAAGCUGCGUGGACGGCCCCUAGGGCCAGUAGACAAGUACCGAGUAAGGAAGAAGUUCCCGCUGCCGCGGACCAUUUGGGAUGGCGAACAGAAGACUCACUGCUUCAAGGAGCGCACGCGGCACCUGCUUCGAGAGUGGUACCUUCAGGACCCAUAUCCCAACCCCAGCAAAAAGCGAGAGCUCGCCCAGGCAACCGGACUGACCCCCACACAGGUGGGCAACUGGUUCAAAAACCGCAGACAAAGAGACCGGGCAGCUGCAGCCAAAAACAGACUCCAGCAGCAGGUUCUGUCGCAGGGCCCCGGGCGGGUGCUACGCUCGGAGGGUGAGGGAACGCCUGAGGUGUUGGGCGUCGCCUCCAGCCCGGCUGCCAGUCUGUCGAGCAAGGCGGCCACUUCGGCCAUCUCCAUCACAUCCAGCGACAGUGAGUGCGACAUCUGAGCUGCCCACUCAUCACACUUAGAAUCCAGUGUAAAAAUGAGAUACACAAAAUAAAAAAAGAGAGAGAAAGAGAGAGGACAAGACCAGCAAAUACGGCGCUGGCAGAAGCCCCGUGGCCAGGGACCCGCGGGCCUAAAGGCUCUAGAAGCGAGAAUCCAUCGCGACUCUGGGGCAUGCGGUGAGGCCUGACCCAAUGCUACUUCUCUUCGCAUUGCUUUUCCUGAAGGAUCUGGCUGCAAAGACUCCUUUGGAACAGAACUGCACUCUGAGAGCCUGCCCUUGAGUCUCCUGCGGGUAUUUCACUUCGAAAGGACGCUGUUAUAUAUAUGUAUAACUUUUGCUUUGAAGGUUUCUUUUUUAAAAAACAAAACAAAACAUAUAUAUGCUGUUUAUUUACUUAUUUAAAAGACUUCCAUGAUAGGUUUCUCUGUAGCUUGGGGAACUUGCUGUUUUGAAUGAGCAAGCUCACGCGUUCUGUGUGAAGAAGCCAAAUAAUAAAACAACUUGGUGGAUAACCUUUCUUAAUUAAGAGAGCUGCUAUCUCAGAUUUUAAAAAUCACUCUUAUUUCCUUUGCUGGGCACGCAGCAUGGAGUCUUAUUCAAAUUGUCUCUCCAACUUCUCUAUAUCCUCUGACAUCUCAGUAUAUUUAUAUUUUAAGCAGCCACAGAUAAACCGCUAACUAACCGCCACAUCGGAUUGUAUGAAAAUGUAUGCAUGUGUAUACAUAAACAUAUGCACAUUGCCAUAUUAAACCCAGAAUUUGGAACAUGAACAUGCCAUCUAUGGCAGCGCUCUACAUUCGCCACACAGGUGAUCAUGGUUUGUCCACCUAAUCAUUUUUAUGAAGUGUUAGUGAUUUUCAAGAACAAUUUUAGAAGACAAAUUUUAGACUCAGGUAAUGAAUCGUAUUUUACAAAAAUGCCAAGACACGAGGGCUUUAUGAUUAAAAAGUGUUUCCAUUUUGUUUGAGGUACUCUCCCACUCAGAAACUUAUGGUCAUUCAAGGUAAGCAUGUAGCACAGGUAGAAUACUUACUAAGUGCUGUAGGUCUUAUUAAGACCAUUUAAAAAGAUAGGAGAGGUUGAUACUAACCAGGCUAGCAUCUUCCUGCUUCAGAAAUGGGUUUUAGUCAACUAAAUUAUUUUCACCAGGAGAAAUACUAAGAUAGGAGACAGUAUGCAGGCUUUAUAUUGACCAGAAAGCAUGCUACAGAGAAAUGACAGGCAUUUUCUAAAUCAGUGCUCUACAUUUAACAUGCAAACAAUUCAUCAGGAAGUUCGUUGCCUUGGGACUAGCCUUCAUUAAAAUAUAAAAUAUUCUUAGCAUGUAAUUGUUCUUUGUACAUACACACACAUAUACCACAUGCACACAUACACACACGUACACACUCUACCACUUUUGCACUAAGAACGUAAAUAAUAUCCAUAUUAUCUAAGAUUUUGCUUUGCCUAGUGAAAUGGAUUGCACAUUACAAAUUUUAAUAUUGAUCUUUAAAUCUCAGCCAGUUAGAGUUCUUUUAAUUCACCUCUCACCUGCUAAAAAUUUCUGAAGGCAAAAAAUGUUAAAGUACCAAACAAAUGAAAACUGGAGUUAUGAAAGAAAAUAGGUGGUCAAGUGGCUAUUGGAAGCCCAGGACGUGAGAAAGGGCUGAUGUAUUACGUGUAUGUAUGUAUGUAUGUAUGUAUGUAUGCAUGCAUGUAUGUAUAUAUGUACAUUUGUAUGUAUGUAUGUAUGAGUGUGUGUUUGAAUGUAUAUAUGCAUGUAUACAUAUUUGUUUGUAUGUCACUUAAGCAGAGUUGGCUACUGUGGGCUUUAAAAUUGUCAUCACUGAGUCCACUUGUUCCAUAGCUAGAAAAUUGUUGCAAAUUGAAACUCUCAUAGCAAAAGAUGGACAGGUUUAGGAAGCUUUUGUGGUCAAACAGGUAAUUCCCAAGUCAAACAAAUACUCUUCAGUGGCUCAAGAAAGCCUUCCAUGGUAAAGCUAUAUCUUUUGAUUUCUAAAGUCCCUGUCGAUUCUUUGGGUGACAAGGAGCAGUUUGGGCCUCCAGAGGGGGAAAAUAAAAGGCAUCAAGAAUGCAAAUAUUAAGAAAUUGUUCACUUUCCUGGUCAUGUGAGUGACAUGUCCUAGCGACCUGAAACUGAGUAUCUCCUUAAUUUUGUGCCUUGGUUGGUGGUGGUGACUCUAACUAGCAGACCUCUGGAGGUUUGGGGUCAGCCUGGUCUACAAGGUGAGUUUCAGACCAACCUUGGCUACACAGUGAGGUUUUGUUUUGUUGUUUUUAAACACAGAGUGUUUCAGAAAGCAACACCAUAAUUGCACCCGAGGUUCUCCCGCCUCACAAUAGGCUAGAAUCAGCCUAGCAGGAUUGCACUUCAGUGGAAAAUUCAUGGCUCUCAAUCUUAUAAUCCAGCUCCAUCCGAAACUCAUUUCAGCUAUGAAUGAUCCAGAGCCAGAAAAUGGAGACAUUUAUUGGCAAAAUUUAUCUCUUAUCUUUGUGAUCCCAGGUCAAACAGAAAAGACAGAAUGAACUAAUUAGUAAAAUGAUGGACAAGAAUUUGAGAUUCUAAAAAUCCUAACAUACUUGCCAGUUUCAAAUGUCUGAAACAGAUGGAAACACCCACCCUCUCCAGAAUUAGAGUAAGGCUGCAGGAACUAAGCUUUCUCCGUAUAAAACAAUGUUUAAUGAUACUUACGGAAAAGCAGAAGGCCAAACAGUGAAGGUUUUUAAAGGAGAUAUACUAUUUCCUUAAAUUAACAAGCUGCCCAAGAAUUACGUUUAAAGUAGUUAUAAUGCUUCAAUAGCAUGCAGACUUAUUCAUCCGAUUUCAUGUUGAAAUCUUGGGGCCACCAACAUUGUUUGAAGAAUGCUUUUGUAUGUUUACCUGAAAUCUGAUGACACGUAAUUGCUUUGUGACUAAUACUUGGAAUGACCCUAGGUUGGAAAUUAGCCCAGAUCUUCAAACAGCAAUUUACUCAAUCACCCGAAUCAGCCCAUAAACAUGUGUUAUAAAGAUUUUACAUUUUUAUAUCAAUUUUAUCCUGACCUAGACUGCGUUAAAUUCGAGGCAGUGGAAAGGCUCCAAUAAAAGUCUCUGAAUCGCG
Molecule: messenger RNA, 4019 nt
Organism: Mus musculus (house mouse)
Lineage: Eukaryota; Metazoa; Chordata; Mammalia; Rodentia; Muridae
Gene: Six6
Product: sine oculis-related homeobox 6
Exons: 2
Coding region: 175-915 (246 amino acids)
Cellular component (GO): nucleus
Molecular function (GO): DNA binding; sequence-specific double-stranded DNA binding; RNA polymerase II cis-regulatory region sequence-specific DNA binding
Source: RefSeq, marked reviewed